AUGAGCUGCGAGAAUACCGGGACUGUUGUGACCCCGCCAAAUUCACUAGCCGUCCCUUCACCCUACCGCAGUCCAGUUCAGUCUCCCAAUCCCUCCUCUGCAGUCCCACAACCCGAUGUCAACUGCACGAUGACCAGCAACAAAACUCCCACGGGUAUUGCCAAAAGUAUACAACACCAGAUUUCUACCGAGCAGCCGUACAACAAAGCACACCAUACAAUCCCGGACAACUCCAUUGGUGUACCUAUGGUUGGCGGUCCGGUGGGUCCUCCACACCCCAAUUUCGGGAACAUUCCGUGGCUGACACUUGCAGUUACCAAGCUGAUGCAUCCUCCGUUAGGUCCCAUGGCAGUGGACACCAUCUUGGCACACCCCUUCGUCCCAGCACUGCAUUCACUACCCCACUCAUAUCUCCAUCCGCUUCCUGCGGGCCACUUUCUGAAUUCAGCGCUUCCCUUAUUCAAUAGCCCGACACCGCCAACAUUCCCACCGACAACUACAGAGACGUACACUGUGCUAUCGUGCAACACGUACACGGGAGAAUUUUAUCCAGCAGUAGUGGCGGCACAGACAAACGCUCCGGGGGGGAGGGGGGGCUGUUCCAGUCCCUCAGGUGAAGCAAUCACCAGCAGCUCAGCAAACGGGCACGAGUGUACAACCCAUGACAAAUUAGAUGGUCGUCACUAA
Dicrocoelium dendriticum is the source of this 687-nucleotide messenger RNA. The record is from the annotation of a GenBank genome assembly. NCBI's taxonomy places the organism in Eukaryota, Metazoa, Platyhelminthes, Trematoda, Plagiorchiida, Dicrocoeliidae.